Molecule: messenger RNA, 1328 nt
Organism: Vanessa tameamea
Lineage: Eukaryota; Metazoa; Arthropoda; Insecta; Lepidoptera; Nymphalidae
Product: tumor protein p63-regulated gene 1-like protein
Exons: 6
Coding region: 91-1128 (345 amino acids)
Cellular component (GO): cytoplasm
Source: RefSeq, a predicted model, not a curated record
CACUGAACUUAAAACUUCAUUUUAUUAUCAGCCGGUCGAUUAUUUACGCUUACAAGUAAGUGAGAAAAGGUAAAUAUUUAACAAAAUACAAUGGGAGAUUUAGUGGACGAAGAUCUUGAAUUUCGUGGCGGCACUCUCCAAUUGUCGUCGGAAAAUGUUAGCGCAGAGCCUCGGGUUACUCAACCAGCAAAAUCAAGUACAAAUACAACAAAUACACAAGUGAAUCCUUCGGUGUUAUCUGGUGCAGAUUCUCUGACCUCAUCAUCUUCGUCAUUUGCAGAUGCCAGAGCAGAGAGUCAAACGAAUGCUCAGCAAGAGGCUGAUCCAGUCCAAUCUGUUUACCCUCGGUAUGAUGUUCCAUUCAACAGUGAAAACAUUAAAGACUUCUUUACAUUCCGCAAAGGGGUAGUUGAGAAUGCCAUUCAAGAGUGCAUUACGGGACUAUUAUUUCCUGAAGAUGGUGAAUAUUUGGGUUCCUGGUUGUUGACAGAGAUUACACUUUGGGAUAAUGAAAAAGAAAGAAUCGUUCUUUUAACCUCGAGAUUAGUUAUGACUAUAAAAUACGAUUUCAUAGCGAUGAAACAGUUGGACUUCAAAAAGACGUAUUUAGACGAUUUGGACACAAUUGUUAUCGGUGAACUAGUUUAUCCACCGUCUUCAUUAGUACCACGUCUUAACGGUAUAGCAACGGGCGUGACGACAGUCGUCAAAGAUUGCGUCAUAGAUCGCCUGUGCAGGCGGCCAAGUUCCACCGACGAAAUUAAACUGUUCGAUUACAAGUAUUUUGAACCUAGGGAACGAAACCUUCGUGGGGUGCGCUUGAUGUGGAACAAAGGUGAACCUGUGCCGAUGAAGACUGUUUGGAACCCUUUUAGUCAAGACGUACCGUUCCUGACCUUCGCGUCUCACCCCAUCUAUUGGCACAAGGAUGGCGGCGUAGAAGAAAGAUCUACUUUUGAUAUGGAACUAUUUGCUCAAAAAUUGCAAAGGGCUGUCGAAAAUAUGACAUCCCCGUGUUGCAUACACCACUCUCCGAUCGUUAUACAGAGCUAUGUCGGUCUCACGUCUCUACUUCACAACAAAACGAGCAUGGGAUUCUUCAAGGUCAGAGGAAAAUUUAGUUUCUAAUUAUAUUCAAUAAUUUAUUAUCUGUAUUCCAUAAAAUUUCACAUUUUACAUAGAUAAUAAGGUUAUUAAAAAAAGUUAAGAUUAUAAUGGCUUAUGUAAACCCAAAAUUAAGUAAUUAAUACUUAAAUUUAAACAGCGUUAAAAUAUAUUGGGCAGGUUCUGGUUUAAUUUAUUUCAGAUUUAAACAAGCUUAUUUGUUU